AUGGUGGGUCCUGCAAAGAAGCGUGCCCAGGCUGAGAAUAAGGGCUCUGGAUCUUCGGAGGGACGGAAGUCUUCGCAGGAGUCUUCUGGUCGAGAUGUUGCUACGCAGCGGUCUACUCCCAAGAGCAUCCCGCGCUUGGAUGGCAAUCGGGACCCUAUAGUCCUCGAUAGAAACGCGCCCAUCACAUACACUAAACCCGGAGACCUGAAAAAUAUCUCGGAGUUCUUAGGAAUGCGGGGUUGGUAUACCGCUCGUGGCAUCGAAAUUCCCGAUAGUCUCCCAUAUCGGCCAAGCAAGUUCAACACCCUAGGCACAGAGCUCGCUGUCACCCUGAAUACAUACAAUGUCAUUCAAGCACCAUCCACUACGGUGCAUCAGUACGAUAUUGCCUGGGGCCAAAACACUGAUGCAACCAAACGUGUGUUGAUCAAGAAGAUAUGGAACAGCAAGGCUGUCAAAGCUGCCCUCGGCGAGCCUCUGCACUUGUGGAUCUAUGACGGAAACAAGCUUGCUUGGUCCGUCUACCAAAAGCUCGACCGCGAUGAGAUGCGCAUUACCGUCAACCUUGAUGAAGAGGAGGCUCAAGACCUUGCCGCGGCAGGCAAGCCCAAGCGUGGCCGAGCCUGUGACAAGGACAAGAAUACCCACACCCUCUUCGUCAAAUGGACCCGCAAGGUCGAUUUUGCUCAUUUGACAGCCUUCUUGAGCGGCCAUGCUCCUUGGAGCCCUGACUGCAUCGACACCGUCAAUUUCCUCGAUCAUGUCAUGCGCGAGGAGCCAUCUCGGAAGUAUACUCAGAUCAAGAAAUCUUUCUUCCAGCGUGGUGAGAAGCGUUAUGAUCUUGGUGGUGGAAUUGAAGCUUUCAAAGGUGUCUUCUCUUCACUCCGCCCAGUUCUAAAUGAUAAGUUCGAGAAGUCCCUCUCAGUCAAUGUCGACGUCGCCAACGGAACCUUCUGGCGUGCCCAAGAGUUGGCCCGCGCCAUCCAGCAAGUCUUCAAUCAAAAUCUUCCUCAAUUCCAGACAAACUUCUUGCAUGCCAAGCGAGACUGGAGGCAUUCACAGCUCCGAAAGGACCUAAGCCGUUUCAAGAGACUUGGUGUCACUGCGACACACAACAAGGAGAACCUCACCCAAUGGACAAUUGAGGAGAUCUGUCAGCAAGAUUGCCAUGAGGCCUCGUUUACCGACCCUGAUGAUAAGCGCGAUAUCGAGGACAAACUGAAGCGCAAGAUCACCGUCUACAAGUACUACAAGCAGAAGUACGGCAUUGAAUGUAUCCCGCGCGUGCCUGUGGUCAAGAUGACGAAGAAGAUCCGGAAAGGCCCGGUUUACAUUCCAAUGGAACACCUCAAGAUCAAUCCAAAUCAGCGCUACAAUUCGAAGCUGAGCGAUAAGCAAACGUCAGAGAUGAUCAAGUUCGCCGUUACGCUCCCUACUGAGCGCUGGGCGGCCGUUGAACAUGGAGUUAGGUUGCUUGACUGGGGCCAGGACAGGUAUCUAAAGCACUACGGCAUCAAGAUUAGCACGACGCCUGCAAAGGUCAAAGCCCGUCAGCUUCCCUACCCAACUAUCACCUUUGCCGGCUCAGGCGCUGGUAGCACUAUUUCGCCUAAGGAUUGCCAGAACGGCCGUUGGCGUCUCGACGGGAAAACGUUUAUCGCUCCCAAUCAGCGCGAGAUCACUUCUUGGGGUAUUUGUGUUAUUCAGGGUAGAGGUGCUCUAGCUAAACCCGCCGUUGAGCAUUUUGCUCGCUCAUUCAUUAGGACCUAUGAGAGCCAUGGAGGAAAAUUCAGCACGAAGUUCAACAAGCUACCCCACAUCGUCGACGGCAAUCUCGCCCGUGGUGGUGAUAUGAUUGCAGACGCCUGGAAUGCGAUUGGCAACAAGUUCCAGGCUCGACCAAUGUUCAUGAUGUUCAUUGUCAACGACCGCAAUGUUGAAGUCUAUCGCCGCAUCAAGAAAUCGUGUGACUGCCGGUACGGAGUUCCCUCGCAGGUCGUUCAGUCGAGGCAUGCAGCGCAGUCAUCUGCCCAGUAUCUAUCCAAUGUUUGUAUGAAGGUUAACGCGAAGCUUGGUGGAGCUACCUGCUUUGCCAAGUCGACAAUCAUCCCCAAGCUGAAUCCCAAGGCAGCCAGCAUUCCGACAAUGAUCAUCGGUGCUGAUGUUUCUCACCCAGCCCCCGGUGCUGGUUCCGAUACUGCGGCUUCGUUCGCUGCCAUCGCCGUGUCUAAUGAUACAACAUUCACUCGCUAUUGGGCUGAGUGCAAUACUAACGGCAAUCGCGUCGAGAUGGUCACGACACAGAACAUCGAUGAACACCUUGGCAACAUGGCGAAGAACUGGAUGACUCGAGUUGGUCGGGGUCAAGCGCCUCAACGCGUUCUCUACAUUCGUGAUGGUGUCUCUGAGGGUCAAUAUGCUGCCGUCUUGGAAGAAGAAGUCCGCGACAUGAAGGAAUGCUUCCGCAAGAUUGGUUGCAAGACCAUUCCGAAGUUUACCGUCGUCAUUGCUGGAAAGCGUCACCACAUUCGGUUCUUCCCCGACAAAGGUAGAUCUGACAGGAACAACAAUCCAUACCCUGGCGUCCUUGUUGAGACCGGCUGCACUCACCCUUUCGAAUUCGACUUCUACCUCUGCGCCCACUCUGCUAUAAAAGGCACAGCUCGACCAAUUCACUACCAGGUCAUUCUGAACGAGGCCGAGUGGGGAGGCAUGGAGCUUCAGCAGUUCAUCUUCGAGCAUAGUUUCCAGUAUAUUCGGUCCACGACUCCAGUUUCCCUUCAUCCGGCUGUCUACUAUGCUCACCUGGCUGCCGAUCGUUCUCGCGCUCACGAAAAUGUCACCCCAGUGUCCUCUGGGAAGAAGGAGGCUAAGGCUGAGCAGAAGCCCGAGAGCUCGUCUGGUUCAUCCAAGAACAAGGUGGAGAUUCAGCCUCUCCUCGCUCUGUCCAACGCUCAGGGCCUCCGCGAGCUCAUGUGGUACGUCUAG
Messenger RNA from Lindgomyces ingoldianus, 2988 nucleotides. RefSeq names its product eukaryotic translation initiation factor 2C 2. NCBI's taxonomy places the organism in Eukaryota, Fungi, Ascomycota, Dothideomycetes, Pleosporales, Lindgomycetaceae. The transcript is spliced from 4 exons. Gene Ontology annotation, molecular function: RNA binding; protein binding. The record is from RefSeq and is a predicted model, not a curated record. Bases 1 to 2988 code for a protein of 995 amino acids.